Molecule: messenger RNA, 3619 nt
Organism: Ahaetulla prasina
Lineage: Eukaryota; Metazoa; Chordata; Lepidosauria; Squamata; Colubridae
Gene: TMEM170A
Product: transmembrane protein 170A
Exons: 3
Coding region: 516-950 (144 amino acids)
Biological process (GO): endoplasmic reticulum tubular network organization
Cellular component (GO): endoplasmic reticulum membrane
Source: RefSeq, a predicted model, not a curated record
CAGCACAAGCCUGCGGAAGACCUUUCUGCGCCUUUGGUGAACGGGAAGAGUUGAUUAUUUGAACGUUUUUAGUAUUUGACCGAUCCAGGCGUACGUAUUCGGCGAUAAUUACGCCCGGACUCGCAAGAAAGACCGGUCAAGGAAAAAAAGGCGCUGCAAAAGAAGAAGUUGGGCUACUUGAGGUCCAGAAAGCCUGGAAAGAUUCGGAUGGCAAAGGCUACGAGAGCUUCGCGGGCCUUUGCGGGGUAACGAACGUAUUGCGGGUGACCUUCCAGCCGUCGGUGAAUUAACAGCUCCCGGCAUCCUUCUUUCAACGGGAAGAAUGGGCUUCUGGGUAGUGUAGUUUUCAAAGGGAAGGAUGGAAAAAGAAGUUAUUUUUUUAAACCGCAGAGCGCCGCGAUCCUAGAGCGGCCGUAGCAGGCGGAAAGCGGCCCUUACCGGAAGUGCGUGUGGCGCCGCUCUGGGCGCUUUCCUCUCUGGCUUCGGCAACGGGAUGCCGCGGCUGAGGCGGCGGGAUGGCGGAAGGCGGCGGGGCGUCUCCGCCCGACUCCGGCGGCCUCUUGCAGCAGAUCCUGAGCCUCCGCUUGAUCCCGCGGCUGGGCAACGCCACCAGCCCCGCCUGCGCCGCCGCCCUCUGCCACUUCACAGAGAUGUGGUAUGGAGUCUUCCUGUGGGCACUGGUAUCGUCUCUCUUCUUCCACAUUCCUGCAGGACUACUGUCUCUUUUCACUCUCCGGAGGCACCGAUAUGGCAGGUUCAUGCCAGUGAGCAUCUUCCUGAUGGGCCUCGUUGGGCCGUUAGCUGCCGGGACCUUAACAAGUGCUGCAAUUGCCGGCGUCUACCGAGCUGCUGGGAAGAAGAUGAUCCCCUUUGAGGCUCUGACUUGGGGAGUGGGACAGACCUUCUGCGUGGUGAUGAUUUCCUUCUUACGGAUUUUGGCUACUCUUUAGCCCCUUCCCCCCUUGGUCCUGGAAGACCACCGCUAGAGAAUCACGGAACAGGAGCUUCAAAAGUGUGAGAAAGACCACAAAAUAGUUACGUGCAAUACCUUUUUGAAAGAAAGAGAGCUUUGCAACAGCUUCGCUUAACUUGAGGUUGACUUGUUGAGAAGAAACCUUGCCCUGGAUUGAGGCAAGGGGUCUCCCUGAAGGACCUCCCUCAUCUAAGGUCAGCCAGCCAGUCAAGAGAGUGGUAGAUCCUUCUACGCAUCAUCAUCAUCAUCAUCAUCAUCAUCACUGACUUGGCUGCUUUCAAUGUCCGCAUUGUGAUAUUGUUGGAGGGAUUGUCCUCGGGCUAAGAAUAAGAAGAAUGACCUACAAGGAAAUGUGGAAAUGUUCGUACUCACUGCUGUUGGUGAACGAGUGUUCAGGCGCCAGGUCUCAAACGAAAACUGAUUCUGUGUUCAUAAGUUGUGACAUUUUUGUAACCUCAAGUGCCAACCUGAGCGUUUCUGUUUUUCUUUUUUUUAAAGUAUGGUUAUCUGAUUUAGGUUGUGGGAGUGAUGCCGAUUUGACUCCAGAGAAGAAAAAAGAACGGGGUAACCAUUCUGUUACCUGAGUGGGGUUUCUACGGGGGAGGGGAUGCUUCACCCUGAUGGUUUGAAGCUUUUCCUAGGGGAAAAUGGGAAGGGGAGGCAGCCCGAGCAGCCGCAUCAACCUGCCCCCUCCGAUGGGAAGCGUUCGGCCUCCCUAUUAGUGCUGAGUCCAAGAAAGAAAAUUCUUUACUGCUACCUCAAGCGCACAGGACAUAUUUAAAAUGUAAUUUUGCUGGCAGGUGGUUUUACUGCAGGGGGCAGAGGAGUGGAGGCAAGGCCCGGAAACGCAUUUUGAAACCUGGGAGGCUCUCUCUUAAUUCGCUUCUGGUGGACUCCCAGAGAAACUGUGGGAAAUUGUACAAUUGAUUGCUGGCUGGAUUCGAAGGAAGGAAGGAAAGAAGGAAGAAGUGGCUGCACUUUUGGAUAUGCUUGUCUAGGAAUCCUCCAUUCCCUGCAGGCAAGAGGCUCGGAUUGCUUUGGGGACCUCACAAGUGCCUGGGCGCAAUGUUGCCCACCCUCCUGGGAUCAGUUUUGCAACCCACCAGUGCCCUUUCUCAGUGGCAGCCAUGCACUGUUGCCCAGGAGCUCACCAGUCUGCCUCACGGAGGCAGAUCCCAGUAUAUUUACCCCAAGAGCAUGAGAGGAUUCAUUUGCUGGGACUGAGGGAGGGAGGACAUGUCCUUUAGGACUCAGAUGGGACAUACAUGGUUAGACUGCCUCAUUUAUCAGGAAUUUGACACCAUCCCUCUCUCUCUCCCCAAAAGGUCCUGUCUCUGCACCCCACUUCUCCCCAUCUCAAUGCUUGUGAAGCCUCCUGGAUGAUUAUCGGGGUGUCUUCUGAAACCCAAUUUUCUCUGAGCUCGAUUAAUCCUUUUUUUAAAAAAAAAGAAAUAAGUGCUGUGGACCACAGGCAGGCUACCUGCAAGCAUUCCCCCUCCCCCAUUUUUAUCACUGUGAAGGAUUCCCUCAAUUGACCUGGUCAAAUAUGAGGUGUGUGUGAGCUUUUCCCCUCCAUUUUACGAAAGGACACAUGCCAAAAACGUGGUUUGUAUCUUGACAUAGGAGGCUUAACACAGCCCAGGGAAGCUUGCCUUGGCUCACAGGUGAUGGGGCUCACCCUGCUUUGCCAUAUUCCCACUCACUGUGCCCCCUCCCCUAAUUUAAGUGCAUCUUACUGCUCUCGCAAGCUUGCCCAUCAAUACAUUUUAAACAGUAAAGACUUAAAAUGUGUGAUUGUUCUCAUUUUUAAUGUAUGGGUCGUGAUUAAGUGGCCAGAAUGUCAGAAAAAAAAUUGUGAUCUUUCAAACACUUGUCACUUUUGAUGUGUUCCAGAACUGGUUGAAUGUGAUCACCCCACCUCUAUGAUCGUCCUUCCUUUGGCAAAUUGCUCUCUUAGCUCUCUUAUUUUAUACUUUCACUUUAGUUUUGCCAGGCCUUUCUAACUUCCUUCUUGAGCCAGAUGCUUGAGGAGGUAAAAACUGUCUUUUUCCCUCAGCCUCCUGAAUUCACUUGAUUGUUUGCCCUUGGUGGUUGGAAUCCUAGCUUUAGUGAGCAUGAAAGGAUCAACCAAGUCAGGAAGAAUUAAAUCUGCAAUCUCAUUAUUACCCAGCAGCAGGGAGCUUGGUGAAACUUGAAAAAAAUAAAGAGUGAAAGCCCACUCAGACUCAUCCAAAUGCUAAGAACAGGAUUGGCUGUUCCAUUCACUGCCUUUACCAAAUAUCUACAUUUACGAACACAUUGACUUGCAAUGGAGAAGGAGAGUCUCUCUCCCCCCCUCUCUCUCUUCGUACAACGGUGGAGAGGUUUGUUAGGAGCCUCCCACAAACUGGGUUUAAAGGCAGGGCUGAUGGACUCCUUCCUUGCAGCAAAUUUUUCCUUCGCACACCUGCCAGAGGUGCACCUGUUGUCUUGUUGGCAAAUGCCCACAGCGUUUGCAUGCCACUGAUCCCUGAAACAAAUGCAAACCAAUCUUUGUACAGGGGGAGAAUAAAUCUCCCAAUACCGGUUUUUAUUUUUCUAUUGACAUUUCUGAUUCUAACAUUGGUAUUUUAGCUAAUAAAAUCCCAGCUAAGUCUUCUAAACAAA